Molecule: messenger RNA, 765 nt
Organism: Nematocida minor
Lineage: Eukaryota; Fungi; Microsporidia
Exons: 1
Coding region: 1-765 (254 amino acids)
Source: RefSeq, a predicted model, not a curated record
AUGAAAGAAGUGUUCAAUGACGCAAACGAGCCAGCAGGCUACCCAGUGUACAUCACAAUAGGCGGAAGAAAAUAUACGUGCAGCUCCAUGAUAUUUAAUGUGUUCGUCAAUGCUUUUUCAAACUGUCUGGCAAUAAUCUGCAUUUUCACCACUCUCAAAAUAUCAACCAAGAUACUAUCCAGAUUUGUUACGGUGUAUCCCAAGUGGAACACAUGGUUCCCCAUCAUAAUGACCAUCUGCAUUUACUUAGGGGCUAAUGCACCAGCCAUUUUAUACACGAAUAGAAGUGUGACAGGAUACAGUGAUUAUACUAGCAUCAUGGAACAAGCCAAACAAAUAUUUUUGUCUUUGUAUAUAUUUGCUAUCAAUCCUCUGGUAGCUCUAUACCUAGCACACUAUGUAUACAGCCUGUACCUUGUUUCUUCUAAAUUCGAGUCUUUUCUAAUCCGAGGCUUUGCCAAUGUAAUGUGCUUCUAUGCGCUUUAUAGUGAGUUCAUGUGCAUAAAAAACAGCGACACAUACUUUAAAAUAAAUGAAAGCUCUGAAAGCGCAAUUAUCGACAUAAACACGAAUAAACUCAAACUAAGAGCAACAGCGAGUGGUAUGCUCAUGCUUCUAGGCAAAACAUCAUACGCUGUAAUGUUGUCCUUGAUGUUUGUAUACAUUAUAUCAUCUGAUGUACUCAAUGAGCUAUCACGUCUGUACGAUAUCCUAGAAUCUACUUUCUAUAUUUUCAUUGAAAGUCGAUCAGGAAAUAAAGUAUGA